Columba livia (rock pigeon) is the source of this 1487-nucleotide messenger RNA. RefSeq lists its product as uncharacterized. Lineage: Eukaryota; Metazoa; Chordata; Aves; Columbiformes; Columbidae. The record is from RefSeq and is a predicted model, not a curated record. The transcript has 3 exons. The coding region runs from base 84 to 392 and encodes 102 amino acids.
UUUGUUUUCUAUUCUAAUGAGGGCGGAGCGGGGCUUGUGGAUAUUUACGUUGAGGCGGGAGCCGCCGCCCUUCAUUCACCCACAUGGUCCCCGAGCCCGGCCGCUGCUGCCGCCGGGACCUGCCUUCGCGCCACUUCCCUUCCCCCCGCCCUCCCCCAUCCGCCCCGCCGGGGAGCGGCGCGGCUCCCUUCGGCCGGGCUCGCUCGGCCGCACAGGGCGCCGGGGGCCGCGGGAGGAGGGAAGAUGGUGGCGGCGGCCGCCGCCGUUGGCUGUAUCGACACGUGCAGCAGGAAAUACUGAAGCUUUCCGUGGAUGUUGCAGUAGUGUAUUUGCGGAGGAACUUACUUUUUACAGAAAAUGCAGGUACAACAUAUGUAGACAACAUACCUUGAAUUACUAAAAACGCUGGUUGCGUCAGAGUAAUGUCAAAGUGCUUACAGUGCAGGUAGUGAUAUAUAGAACCUACUGCAGUGAAGGCACUUGUAGCAUUAUGUUGACAGCUGCCUCAGGAGAUCUUGCAGGACUUCCGAGAUUGGAAAGGUACAGUGUGGUGGUGUGAAGUGCUUUUUGUACUAAGGUGCAUCUAGUGCAGAUAGUGAAGUAGAUUAGCAUCUACUGCCCUAAGUGCUCCUUCUGGCAUAAGAAGUUAUGUCUUCAUCCAGUCACUCAGGUUAAGACUGUAGAUGUUCCAGUAGUUUUCUGCUUUGCAGUCUUCUGUUAGUUUUGCAUAGUUGCACUACAAGAAGAGUGUAGUUGUGCAAAUCUAUGCAAAACUGAUGGUGGCCUGUUAUAAUCUACAUCGAGGAGUUUGAAUGCUUUCUGCUGGUUGUGGGAUAUUUUGUGGCCUUCCUUAUUUUAACAGCAGUCUAGUGAAUGACAGCUCUUGUAGCACUAAAGUGCUUAUAGUGCAGGUAGUGUUCACUAAUCUACUGCAUUAUAAGCACUUAAAGUACUGCUAGCUGUAGAACUACAUAUUCAGCAUGUCUUAAAAUUUAUUUGUUGUUUAAUUGAACACUGUUCUCUGGUUAGUUUUGCAGGUUUGCAUCCAGCUGUAUGAUACUCUGCUGUGCAAAUCCAUGCAAAACUGACUGUGGCAGUGACAAGUCAGUCAGUGAGUGUGGAAAAUUUGUACCCCUUUCUACACAGGUUGGGAUCAGUUGCAAUGCUGUGUGUGUCUCUGGUAUUGCACUUGUCCCGGCCUGUUGAGGUUGGUGGGGAUAGAGGCUGAAACACCUUCGUAGCUUUAAGGAACUUCUCCCCCAGUGAUCCAGGAAACCAUAGAUACAUAUUUUUUUUCAAGUUUCUUAGAAAAAAAUGUCAUGUAACUUUCUGUGUAAUCAGACAUUCAUCUUCUGUAUCUAGUUUCUUGUUUGUAUGUACUGAAUUUGUUGCUGACAAUAUGUAUUUACUGAAAUCCUUGAGUGGAAUUCUUUUGUUGUUGUUCAGGCUAUUACUAUCUUUGCAUUAAACUGAAGUGGAUAAUUGUA